AUGAACUCAAUCAACAUCGCUUCGAUCGUCGACAACAUCGUGAAGAAGGCCGACCUCCGGAAGGCACAGAAGGUCGCGUUGGACAGAUGGGAGGCACGUCUUCAACUUCUGAAGACGUGCAACCAACAAGUUAAAGAGGAGUUCGACAAAUUGGCGUUUUAUGUGAGUUUUGUACAGCAUUUUCCAAUAAUGAGUUUCUAAAUGAGACCCUUGAGUAGUAAGAAAAGUGAGCUUUUAGAACUAAUGAAUAAAAUAAAUAAGGGUCUUCGAAAGCCAAAAAAAAAUUCAGUGUAUUUUUUUCUAAAUUUCUUCUAAUCUAAAAAAAUAAGAGGUUUCGUGCAAGUUUUAAGUUCAAAAAACCUUUUGGAAAAUUUUGAAAUAAUGUGCAAUGAAACUACAAAAGCAUAGAGAACUUAAUUUUUUUAAUAUUUUUAUUUUUUUCAGUUUGAGCUGACGUUGAAAAAUGCGAGGCGUCUACAAUUUCACUUCUACCGACGCUCGAUGGAUGAUAGUGAGUUUUUUUUUUUUUACUCAACGAAUUUCAACCUUUUGGACAGCAUUAAAAAAACGCUAACUAACUUCUAAACCAUCAAAAAAGUUCCAGAGGACUUCUGAAGACAUCCUGAAGACGUCGCACAGUCUAAAAGCUUUUUAG
Molecule: messenger RNA, 655 nt
Organism: Caenorhabditis auriculariae
Lineage: Eukaryota; Metazoa; Nematoda; Chromadorea; Rhabditida; Rhabditidae
Source: the annotation of a GenBank genome assembly